CUGAAUUCCUGCCUUCGGUCUCAGUGGUUUCCAUCAUGCUGCUGCUGCUGUGCGGAGCUCUGGCAGUCGGAGGGUACUUCCUCCUUCACAUGACUGUCCUCAAGCUGCCCAGGUGUCAAAGUGCAGCAAAGCUUCAUGGGAAAACUGCCGUCGUCACCGGAGCAAACACCGGCAUCGGUAAGACCACGGCCAUGGACCUGGCCAGGAGGGGGGCCAAGGUGAUCCUGGCCUGCCGGGACAGACGGAGAGCUGAAGCUGCUGUCCAGGAAAUCAUCCAGGAAACAGGAAACCAGCAGGUGAUCUUUAUGCAACUGGAUCUGGCCAGUCUGCAGUCGGUUCGUUCCUUCGCCGAUAACUUCCUGAAGUCCGAGUCCAGGUUGGAUCUGCUCAUCAACAACGCCGGUCUAAUAAGUGAUGGAAAGACGGAGGACGGCUUCGGGAUGAUCUUCGGCGUCAACCACCUGGGUCACUUCCUGUUGACGGUGCUGCUGUUGGACCGGCUGAAGGCCAGCGGGCCGAGCCGGGUGGUGAACGUCUCCUCCGGAGCUCACAAGCAGGGGAAAGUGGAUUUUAACUGCCUCACGACUCACAAAGAUUCGAGUUUGGGUUCCAGCUACUUCCAGCUCUACCAGAAGUACUGCAACAGCAAACUGUGCAACAUCCUUUUCACCUACGAACUCGCCAAGAGGCUGCAGGGCUCCGACGUCACCUGUUACAGCCUCCAUCCUGGAUUCAUAAAGACGGAGAUCGCUCGGUACUACAGCCUCUGGUUUCAGCUGCUCUUCGCUCCCCUCGUCUGGCUUUUAGCUGCUGAUGCUGAUUCUGGAGCUCAGACCAGCCUCCACUGUGCCCUGGAGCCAGGCAUCGAACACCUCAGUGGGCACUACUUCACCCAGUGUGCCCCUCUGACCACCAUCGACCCCAAGGCCAGGGACGACGCCACCUCCAGGAAGCUGUGGGAACUCAGCCAGACGUUCUGUGGUCUGUCCUAAAACCUGGAGCCACAGAUCCAGACGUUAGACACCGACAGCAAUGAUUGUAUGGGAAAAAAACCCCCCAAUUAAAAUCUUAUAUUUUCA
Molecule: messenger RNA, 1079 nt
Organism: Amphiprion ocellaris (clown anemonefish)
Lineage: Eukaryota; Metazoa; Chordata; Actinopteri; Pomacentridae
Product: dehydrogenase/reductase SDR family member 13-like
Exons: 5
Coding region: 36-992 (318 amino acids)
Source: RefSeq, a predicted model, not a curated record